AUGGUCUGCAGGAGUCAGUUGGUCGCUGGUAAUUGCUGGUCUGGACACUACCCCAUCAUCUACUUCUCCCCUAUCGUUGGAGCAGCUGGUCACUGCUGGUUUUAUGGUUCAUAUCUAUCUAUCUAUCUAUCUAUCUAUCUAUCUAUCUAUCUAUCUAUCUAUCUAUCUAUCUUUGUCCAUAUUUAUCUCAGUCAGUUCAUAUCUAUGUUUCUAAGUUUGUCAAUAUCUAUAUAUCUAUCUUUGUCUAUAUCUAAGUCAGAUUAUAUCUAUCUCAAUCAUAUCUAUCUCAAUCAGAUCAUAUCUAUCUAUCUAGCUCAAUCAUAUCUAUCUAUCUAUCUAUCUAUCUAUCUAUCUAUCUAUCUCAAUCAAAUCAUAUCUAUCUAUCUAUCUAUCUAUCUAUCUAUCUAUCUAUCUCAAUCAAAUCAUAUCUAUCUAUCUAUCUAUCUAUCUAUCUAUCUAUCUAUCUACAUCAGAUCAUAUCUAUCUCAAUCAAAUCAUAUCUAUCUAUCUAUCUACGUCAGAUCAUAUCUAUCUAUCUCAAUCAAAUCAUAUCUAUCUAUCUAUCUAUCUAUCUACAUCAGAUCAUAUCUAUCUAUCUCAAUCAAAUCAUAUCUAUCUAUCUAUCUCAGUCAGAUCAUAUCUAUCUAA
This is a messenger RNA of Acanthosepion pharaonis, 648 nucleotides long. The record is from the annotation of a GenBank genome assembly. NCBI's taxonomy places the organism in Eukaryota, Metazoa, Mollusca, Cephalopoda, Sepiida, Sepiidae.